UAGACCUGAACUUCCGUGUGAGGCAGGAAGUACAGACGAGUGUCAGUGACUAACAUUCAGCGCUACAGCUCAGCACUGCAUAUCAGUUGGGUGGUGUCCACCGUUAAACAGGAAAGAGAGGCAUUUUACUCAAAACGUAUUUAUGACCCCAUCACCUACUUAUUGAAGCUGCCAGAUUAGCCAAGAUGGAUGACAUUGACGCCAUGUUCAGCGAUAUGCUGCAGGAGAUGGAUCUCCUAACGCAGAGUUUGGAUGCAGAAGUAGAUUCUGCACCUAUGGCCAAACCUCCCACCAUUCCUGAACCUCAGGAAAUGAACUUUUCUAUCGGUUUCGCCAAUUUUAAUGAAUCCCUAAACGAUCUGGAAGACAAUGACUUAGACGCCUUGAUGGCUGAUCUUGUGGCAGAUAUAAGUGCCACGGAGGAAAAGUUCGCCACAGAAAGAGACACGUCAAAGGGGUCAGUUCCAGUUGCCCCAGCACCCUCACAGCCUCAAAGUAACUUUAGCCUCCCAGCAUCAUUUGACAGCUCUAAACCCGCAACUUCCUCCAACUCCAUCGCAGCUCCACCUCCACCACCCGCAUCUAAACCUUCAAAAGAGGAAGAAGAGGAACAGCUUAAGGCAGAUAAAAUCAAGCUCGCUUUGGAAAAGCUAAAGGAGGCCAAAGUAAAAAAGCUGGUCGUGAAAGUGGAGAUUACAGAUGGCAGCUCAAAGACUCUGAUGGUGGAUGAGAGACAAACAGUUAGAGACGUGAUGGACAACCUCUUUGAGAAGACACACUGUGACUGCAAUGUGGACUGGAGUGUGUGUGAGACCAACCCUGACUUACAGACUGAGCGGGCCUUCGAGGACCACGAGAAUCUAGUGGAGCCUCUGUCUACAUGGACAAGGGACACUGAAAACAAAGUGCUUUUCCAGGAGAAAAAAAACAAGUACGAAGUGUUCAAAAACCCUCAGAUCUUUUAUUUGUGGAAAAAGGAUAAGAAAUCUCUAAAGGACAUGAAAGAAAAAGACAAAGAACAACUUCUGGAGGAGAAUUUCUGUGGAGCCUCGGUCAUUGUGCCUGACCUGGAGGGCAUUCUGUAUCUGAAGGAGGAUGGCAAAAAAUCCUGGAAACAGCGCUACUUUCUUCUGAGGGCCUCGGGGUUGUAUUAUUCACCCAAAGGCAAGACCAAGGCUUCACGGGAUCUGGUGUGCUUGGUGCAGUUUGACAAUGUGAACGUCUACUACUGCAAAGAAUAUAGAAACAAAUACAAAGCACCAACAGACCACUGCUUUAUGCUCAAGCAUCCUCAGAUUCAAAAAGAAUCACAAUACAUCAAGUAUAUGUGCUGUGAUGACGAGUGGUCCAUGAAUCUGUGGGUUACAGGGAUACGUGUUGCCAAGUACGGAAAGCAGUUAUAUGACAACUACAAGGCUGCAGUGAGGAAAGCAUCAGGCUCUGCAUCCUGGGCUAACCGCACUAUCCAGGCCUCCUCCACUGCAUCAACACCCUCCCCUACACCUAAAGCCAAAGCUGCAAACGGACAUGCUCCUCAGCCUCCAGUGGAAAACAAGGUUCCAUCCAACCAGCCAUCAUUACCACCACCUCCACCUUCAAUGGAUUUCCUGCCUCCUCCACCACCCGACCCAAUGUUGCCUCCUCCUCCGCCUGCACCGCCAGCACCUCCUGUUCCAGUCAGCACAACCAAAGUCAACAAGUUUCCUCCUCCACCUAAAUUCCCACAAUCCUCCUUCCCUCCACCGCCGAUGGAUGAUCUUCCUCCUCCAUCACCUCCUCCAGAAAGUGUCGAUCUGCCCCCUGACUUUCUGCCUCCACCACCACCUAGUUUUGUGUCUUAUGGUGGAGAAUCACUCCCACCACCACCUCCAGAUCCCAUUGCCUCACUUCCUCCACCUCCUCCUGCUUUUACAUCUGCAGGCGGAGCACCACCGCCACCUCCACCCCCGCCUCCACCACCAGCUCCAGCACCGGCCGCCAACAAUCCAGCCGGCAGCGUCAGAAAAGUGGCUCCGCCUCCACCUAAGAGGACUACACCUCAACUAACAGCGCCCUCAGGUGGCGACUUCAUGUCAGAACUCAUGAAUGCCAUGCAGAAAAAGCGCACUCAACCAUGAACCUGAGGGUUAUGGAAUGGACCAUUGUUUUGGUGUGACAUUAAAACACACCGCUUUAAUUCUGUUGUUUAAAAUGUCUGCAUUACAUCCCUAAAAACAUGUAUAUGUAAAUACUCAUGCAACUAAUCAUAUUAAGGCCUGUAUUAUACACUUACCGGCCACUUUAUUAGGUACGCCUGUCCAACUCUUUGUUAACGCAAAUUUCUAAUCAGCCAAUCAUAUGGCAGCAACUCAAUGCAUUUAGGAAUGUAGACAUGGUCAAGGCAAUCUGCUGCAGUUCAAACCGAGCAUCAGAAUGAGGAAGAAAUGUGAUUUAAGUGACUUUGAAUGUGGCAUGGUUGUUGGUGCCAGACAGGCUGGUCUGAGUAUUUCAGAAACUACUGGUUUCUUGAACAUGACAAUGAGUUCACUGCACACAAAUGGCCUCCACAGUCACCAGAUCUCAAUCCAAUAGAGCACAUUUGGAAUGUGGUGGAACGGAAGAUUGGCAUGAUGGAUGUACAGCAGACAAAUCUCCAGCAACUGUGAUGCUAUCAUGCCAAUAUGGCAAUAGUAUCUGGAUGCAGCCUUUAUGAUGCAAGCUAAGAUUGCAUCACUCAGCGAUGCAAUGUCAGACCAAUGCACUCAAAUGGAGUGAGUGACGUUUAUGGAUAUUGGGUAGUAUUAUGGAUGGGGUUAGGUGAGCCCACUAAAAAGCAUCGGAUGCAGCUCAGAUUGCACUGUACCAGGUCUGCAUCCAGACCCCUCUCCAAUAUGGACCAAAUCUAUAAGUAAUAUUUCCAGUACCUUGUUGAAGCUAUGUCACGAAGGAUGAAAGCAGUUCUGAAGGCAAAAGGGGGUCCAACGCGGUACUAGUAAGGUGUACCUAAUAAAGUGGCCGGUGAGUGUAUAUUGAGAUAAAAUAGAUUUAGCGAUUCAGCUUAGUGACUGCUAUUAAAUAUCGCAGUUUCAGAGCUAAAAGAGCUAAGCCCUACUACAGUAGUUCAAAAAAAGUGUUUCAGUGUCUCAAAAUGGCUGACUGUCAAUCAAUCAAACAUCCGAUUUUAAAUGCAUUGUUGUCAAUCUGACGUUAAAAAGAGGUGUAAAUGAGGUGUAAUAUAAUUAUAUUGUACCAAAAUAUAUGUAUUACUAUUAAAAUCAAGGUUGCUUUUUUGGUGACAAA
Messenger RNA from Danio aesculapii, 3279 nucleotides. It is a transcript of the gene apbb1ip, whose product is annotated as amyloid beta (A4) precursor protein-binding, family B, member 1 interacting protein. Gene Ontology annotation, cellular component: cytosol; plasma membrane. The record is from RefSeq and is a predicted model, not a curated record. The transcript has 14 exons. Lineage: Eukaryota; Metazoa; Chordata; Actinopteri; Cypriniformes; Danionidae. The coding region runs from base 186 to 2117 and encodes 643 amino acids. Gene Ontology annotation, biological process: signal transduction.